GUGAUUGAAGGAGGGAUGCGUUGGUCGAGUGGGGAAUCGUGAAGUUGCAGGAGGCAGGAGCGAUCAGUGGUGCAACAGGCUUAAAGACAGGCAGUUGGAAAGAAGUCUUCGUCCGAAUGGAAGACGUCGUUCUUCUAGACUCGAACAACAACAGCCACCCCGAGAAAAUCUACUCCCUCCGGCCCAGGUCGACCGUCCGGAAAACAGAGGACGAAGAGGAGGAGAUCCUCUGGAAGCGAAGGCCCAGAAAAAGGCCGAAAACCAAACCGGUACCUUUGAGCAAGUACAGGAGGAAAACGGCAAAUGCGAGGGAACGUUGCAGGAUGCGCGAGAUCAACGAGGCGUUCGACUGCCUCAGGCGUUGCGUCCCGCACGGCGAGUCGAACGAACAAGAAAAACUGACGAAGAUAUCUACUCUGAGGCUGGCUAUGAAGUACAUCGCUGCACUUUCUGCAGCGCUGGCAGGACCGGAGGAAGCCUGCCAACUUCCUCCGACCCCGCCCGUCUCGGAUUCGCCUCCUUCGCCGCCCCAGGAAAUCAGCUCCAUCACGGAUCUUCAAGAUUUCGAUCCUUUCUCAGAAGCCACGAUAGACUUUGACGACUUUUUCUUCACCUGAAGAUUUUAAAAUGUAAAUAAAAUACUCUCUUUGUUACCAUAGAACUUAUUACUUUUUAAUUAUAUUUUUAUUUUAAUUUAAAUUACAAUCCGGUCACAAUUGUCCGGAGAUUCACCCCCGGUUUUACAUUACCAUUCUCAAAUUUAUAGCCGAUUUUUUUUUAAUUUCACAUGUUUUCUAGUAGAUACACAGUUUGUUUUAAUUUCUUGUCUUUACAAUAAUUUAUGAGACUGAAGUAGAUUGUCCAGCCUUAGAAAUAUUUUUUCUCAGCUCACACAAUAUCGGGCAAGCAGCAAUAAAAACCUAUAAAUAUUCUUCUACAAUCAAAUAUAACCAAACGUCUUGAACAGUGCAACUUAAUCUGACGAAUUUUUUUAACCUAACUUACACCGCAUAAUCGUAAGAUGUUGUAAUUUAAAAUGUUAUUUAUCAAAUACAACAUAAUCAAAAAGUCGACCUAUCGGAAAUCGUUAUGCACAAAAAUCCUUUACAACAACUUUGGUUAUUUUCCGAAUACAUUGACUUCAUUAUUAUUAUUACUAAUUAAUUAAAACUAAUCUUGAUUGGUAAUUUUAUUAUCCCGGCCAAAAAUCUAUAUAUUAUUUGUAAACAAUGACAAAUGAGGAAACAAUAAAAUAAGACUGAACAUAUGUCCAAUUUUGUAAUAAACGGUAAUUUACUCUACAUAUAGAUUUUUGUUAAACAUACACUAUUGAGAUCUACCUUGGCACUCAAAUAUUUUUUUUUACAAUGAAUAUAUUAAAUAUAUAAAUAUUCGUU
This is a messenger RNA of Cimex lectularius (bed bug), 1397 nucleotides long. RefSeq names its product neurogenic differentiation factor 6-like. Gene Ontology annotation, molecular function: protein dimerization activity. Lineage: Eukaryota; Metazoa; Arthropoda; Insecta; Hemiptera; Cimicidae. Bases 117 to 617 code for a protein of 166 amino acids. The transcript has a single exon. The record is from RefSeq and is a predicted model, not a curated record.